This is a messenger RNA of Canariomyces notabilis, 5012 nucleotides long. RefSeq lists its product as uncharacterized. Bases 351 to 4835 code for a protein of 1494 amino acids. The record is from RefSeq and is a predicted model, not a curated record. NCBI's taxonomy places the organism in Eukaryota, Fungi, Ascomycota, Sordariomycetes, Sordariales, Chaetomiaceae. Gene Ontology annotation, biological process: protein polyubiquitination; DNA damage response. The transcript is spliced from 4 exons. Gene Ontology annotation, molecular function: ubiquitin protein ligase activity; ATP binding; ATP-dependent chromatin remodeler activity. Gene Ontology annotation, cellular component: nucleus.
CGGCCGUGUAAGCGCUCACUUACAACUUCCCUUUCCUCACAAAUUCUUCUCAAAGCUUCGUCGCUCUUUUUUAUAUCGCACAGUUUCAUCUCACCUAUGCACUGCGGCCUACGUCUUUGCCCCUUAGCGUGUCUUGAAGGAGAAAUUUGAGCCACCUGCUCACUUAGCAGAAAAUGCGCCACACCGUUCCUGCCGUAAAAUGCCGAAUGAUAGCUUGAUAUGCUGCCCGUCUCUUCCAUCUGCCGUUUGUGACAGUGCCACCAUCUCCCUCUUCGACCAGGUCAACAGAGCCACCGUACACAACCGUUCCCGCUUUGGUUCCAUUUUGACAGAAUCCAUCGUUGUCCUCAAUGCCUUCCCGAGCCAAAAACAACCGACGGCGGCAGGCCCAGAUCGGCAAGGGUGUUGGAAUCCCAGUUCAGACUGCAAAGUCUGAGGCCGAGAAUAUUUCAGCCUUUCUGAAGAACCUUCAAUCACUCCCCUCGCGAGGCGAUGAUGACGGCGCCGAUCAGGAGUUACCAGGUCGUCCGACGAAGCGUGCCAAGACUGCAGGAACUCGCGAUACAAUAUGUAUCGCGCGGGGAAAUAUGACAUUCACAGCGUCAAAGACAACCGAUUCAGAGUGCACAACUCUUGUGAGGAGUAAUAUCGGCGAAGCUUUCGCUCUGCAACUCCGCGAUGCUCACUUCGAGGACCCCGCCCAAAGCAAGUCGCAAUUACAUAUUUCUCCACGCACCAAAUCUCGAGGUGCUGGCUUUCGGGCGGUCUUCUGUUCGCACGAAAACCUGUCACCAGUAUUAAAGACGGUAUUCAAAGUGGCCGAGACACAAAGCUUCGACCCUGGCGUUGAAGGAUGCCUCUGGGCGGCAGUAGAUUGCUCCAUUCGAGUGGAUGAUGACGUGGUGUGUCUCGACCUCUCUGUGGAGGUUAGAUGGAACGAAACCGUCACUCUAUGGGGAAGCGACCGGGCCAAAUCAUCCCCUCAGCAGCUUUUGAGGAACGAAGUUCUCAGAACCUGGUAUCCUGAACUAUAUAUACACGACUCUACAAAAGGCGCGCAGCCCUCAUGGUCUCCCCAAGACUUUUACGAAGCAGCAUGUGUACCAGACAAGGAAGCCAUGGAUCCGGAGGUGUCAUCGAUGGAAAUACCGCAGCUUCAGACGACAUUAUACCCCUUUCAACGCAGAGCCGUUCAGUGGCUUUUGAGGCGCGAAGGCGUGCACUGGCGCGGCAAUGAUCAGGACAAGAAGGGGGGCGUCCAGCCGUAUAAUUCGGAAGCGCUUGGGGAAUUGCCCAUUUCCUUCUACCAAGCCAAGGAUGCGGACGCCAAGAUAUUUCACCUUAGUCCGUUACUCGGCGUUGCCGUUAGAGAUACAGCGCUCUUUAGGUCUUUUCAGGAGUUCCGCGGUGGCAUCCUUGCAGAAGAGAUGGGGCUCGGGAAGACGUUGGAGGUGAUUGCACUAGUGCUGCUCCAUAGACGUCCAGAAUCCCCCAUUAUGGUUUUCGAUCCUUUCCUGGGCAGAGAGCUUCUCACGACCUCGGCAACUUUGAUCGUUGCGCCAUCUUCGCUCUUAGACCAAUGGCUCUCGGAGCUCAAUAGGCAUGCACCGAGCCUCAAAGUCGUGUAUUACCCCGGAAUCAGGAAGUUGGCUAAGCGGAUGGAUGGAGAAGGACUCUCAGCCGAAAAUCUGGCGCAGCAGGACGUGGUGAUCACGACGUAUGAGGUGCUCAGAACGGAGAUCUGGGCUGCAGAAGAUGAGCCUGGACGCUCAAUGCGCAACGAGAGACAGUAUGAGCGAACCAAGUCCCCUCUGGUUCAGCUCUCGUGGUGGCGAGUGUGCAUCGAUGAGGCGCAAAUGGUCGAAAACUGGACCAACAAUGCCGCGAAGCUAGCCCGGCGGAUCCCCCGUAUCAAUGCCUGGGGCGUCACAGGAACGCCGGUAAAGGAUGAUAUUCAGAAAGAUCUUCGUGGGCUCUUGCUCUUCCUCCGUUAUGAACCGUAUGCAUUAGACGCAAAGAUUUGGAAUGUCCUCACCACCCUAGAUAAAGCCUCCUUCAGGAAGCUUUUCAACCUAUUGUCGAUGCGUCACACCAAGAGCAUCGUGAGAAAUGAGAUUUCCCUUCCGCGGCAGAAGCGUUAUGUUAUCACUAUGCCAUUUAGUGCCGUUGAAGAGCAGCACUACCAGAGCCUCUUCGAAGAACUAGCCGCAACAUGUGGCUUAGACGCACGGGGGAACCCGCUCCAGGCUGACUGGGACCCUGAAGAUCCAGGUGUCCAAAGCGCAAUGCGGAUGGCGCUCGACCGUCUGCGCCAAACCGUCUUGCACCCAGAAGUGGGAAACCGGAAUCGACGAGCACUUGGGCAGAAGGCCGGACCUAUGCGCACGGUGGCUGAAGUCCUUGACGCUAUGCUGGAACAGACAGACGCAGCGAUGAGAACCGAUCAGCGGAGCCUACUCUCGGCAAGGCUGACAAGAGGGCAGAUCCUCGCCUGCCAAAAACGGGUGGGGGAUGCGCUGACGGUCUGGCAAGAAGUUCUUGCCAAAACCACAGAAAUGGUGUCGGAAUGCCGGGUUCAGCUGGACCAUGAGAUCCAAGAAGCUCGGAAAGUAAACACGGACGAGACCCAAGCAAGGUCCGAAAGCGAUGAGACGGAGUAUCGUGAGGACGCCGUGCCUCCGCGAGUGGGGGAGGCGCGCCGAAGGCUACGGUCGGCGCUCGAGAUCCAGCAUAGAGCGGUGUUUUUCUGCGCGAAUGCGUACUUUUCUAUCAAGUCGAAUGAGGAGAUGACUGCUCCUGGUUCGGAAGAGUUUCAACGCCUAGAGAAGCUCGAAGCUGAAGGAUACGACCACGCCAAAGCAAUCAGAAAAGAGAUCCUUCAGGAGAGUCAUGGCAGAGCAAUGAAACUAAUGGAGCGCCUCGCAAAUGCCGCUGCAAACCAAGCCUUUGCCGUCAUCCCAGAGUUUAAAUCCGGCAGUCAGAAGGGGCUGGAGAGUCGCAAGGUUUCCGAAGCAUUGGAACAACUAGGCGCGGCAUUGGACGACCAGGCUAAUCAGCUCGAUGACUGGCGGGAGCAUGUUAUCCAGCUGUUGCUUAAACCGCUUGUCGAUGAAGAUAUUGACGAGACAACAGGCGAGGAGUACGAGGAAUCGACCAAGCUUCAGGAUGAAAUUCUAGUAUACCUCCAGAUCCUCAGGACAGCUCUAGCAGACAGACAGGCGGCGAUAACGGGGCAGAAGAACUUUUUGGUCGAACACGAGACAAAAGCUGCCGCUCGCAUGGCUAUGGAAGGGGAUGGCCCGUUCCCUGAAAGGCUUGUCGAGCUUUUGAAGGUCCGGGAUGCUAUCAGACCACCGUUCAUCGAAGGAGACGCCAUGAGCUCGCUACGCGGGUUGGUGUCGGAACUGCGAGGCUUGACGGUGAAGCUGCGACAAGACGCGGCAACAGGGAGCUCGAGAGCUGCUAAUGAGCUAGCCAUUAUUUCGAAUUUGCUCAAGUCGACGCUCAGCCACCAAGCUGAGCAAACCAAGGCCGCGAUUACGAUGGAGAAGGAGAUUGAGCGCUUCAUGGAUACAUUGAAUGCUCGCAUCGAAUUUUAUCGACAGCUUCAAGAGGUUUCAGAUAUGGUUGGGGAAUACGAAGGCUCAACGGAAGCUGCGGCGCUGGAGACGGCACUUGAGGCAGCACGAAAACAAGAAGAGAGUUUGCAGAUGAAGUUGGCUACUGCGGAAUCCAAGCAUCGUUACUUGCUACAUCUCAAGGACGCAGAGGCCAAUCCGGAAGAACAGCGCAUGUGCGUCAUCUGCCAGUCGCCCUUCUCAGUUGGCGUCUUGACGGUCUGCGGACAUCAGUUUUGCAAGGAAUGCAUAACGCUUUGGUUUCGGGCGCACCGAAACUGCCCGGUUUGCAAGAGGCAUUUGCAUCAGUCCAACCUCCACGAUAUUGUGCUGAAGCCUCAGGAGCUCAAGAUCCAUUCGGAACAAAGUUCCAGAGGCCACGACAUCCCGGACCAAUCGCAAGGACAAAGUCCGAUUCGCAAAGUGUCAACCAUCUACACCGAGUUCAACAGCGACAAGUUGGCCGAGAUCAAGGAUAUAGAACUUGACGGGCCCAGUUUCACGACGAAAGUGGACACACUGACGAGACAUCUCUUGUGGCUGAGGGAGUCAGACCCGGGAGCCAAGUCGAUUGUGUUUUCGCAGUACAAAGAGUUCCUCGACGUGCUCGCGCUUGCAUUCCGCAGAUUUCGCAUUGGUUUCACGUCAUUUGAUAAGGCACAUGGCGUUACCAACUUUAAAGAAGAUCCUAGCACAGAGGUCUUUCUGCUGCAUGCAAGAGCCCACGCGAGCGGACUGAAUUUGGUCAACGCAAGUCACGUUUUCCUAUGUGAGCCGCUGCUCAAUACGGCAUUGGAGCUCCAAGCGAUUGCGCGGGUCGAUCGGAUUGGGCAGCAGCAUGAGACGACGGUCUGGUUGUAUAUUGUCGACGGGACGGUGGAGGAGUCAAUAUACGACCUGUCGGUCCAGCGCAGGAUGGAACACAUGGGCCGUAACCUGAAGGGGAAGUCCAAGGAGUGUACGCCCGAGCUGUUAGAUGCGAGCCUGGAGGUGGCCAAUUCGCUCGAGAUGCAGCAAGCGCACUUGUCCAAGCUGAUGGGAAAGGAUGGGAUAUCUGGAGAGGCUGUGGAUCAGGAUGAUUUAUGGACGUGUUUGUUUGGCCAUUUGGGUUCCGGUCGGAGGAAUGAGAACCAAGCGCCGGUGAAUGUGGCCACUCGAAGGUUUCUUGCUGCUGAGGCUGCGGAUAGACGGCGAGGACGGGCGGAGAAUCAGGGGUAAACUAUGAAUCUCUAUGAAUCUAUAACCGUUGGAGGGCAGAGGAUUGAGCGCAGCAUCUCGAUCAGAUCAAUGAGCUUGCGGUCAUUUUCAACUACGUAUUUAUUGGGGCACUGAGGUUUGGCUCUUUUUCCCUCCUUCAACCCCCCAACCGCCUACAAUUUAUACACCCAAUUCUUC